AUGCCUGUGACGACUCGGAACGCUCAUCUGAGGAAUGGCACGACUCCUCAAAAGGUUCGAACAGCAACACCUGAACCGGAAGACGAACCAUCAAAACGAACAUCGCCCUCAAUGGCUUACGCUGGCCGCCCCAAUGCAUACCUCCUGCUGAUAUACCCUGCCAUUCUCGCGAUCGGAACACUGUAUGCUGUGGUAUCGCCAUCAGCACGAAUAAUACAGGAACCACCAAGUGCUGGGAUGACUGUUGACUUUAGUACUGUGGCUGUUACACCGAACUAUUUCGCAGAGAAGAGAAACCUGGUCAACCUGCUGUUUGUCAAAAGAGGAUGGGCAUGGACAACUCUGGCAUUUGUCUUUCUUCAACUUACUACUCGACCUUCACCAACAGCAGUCUCCUCCACUCCUCAUACCACCAAGGAACGUAUGGCCAGCCACUAUUUUCAGGCAGUUCUACGCUUUCUCAUUCUUACUACAGCCUGGGUUUUCACAACUCAGUGGUUCUUUGGACCUGCCCUCAUCGAUCGUUCAUUCACUCUGACGGGCGGGCACUGUGAGGGACUGCCAGCCAAGUUUGAUGAUAACCCUGCGAGGAAAUUGGCCUCGAUCUAUAGCUCGGCCGUAUGCAAGAAGUCCGGGGGCAAUUGGCGGGGUGGCCACGAUGUGUCAGGGCAUACCUUUAUGCUCGUCACAUCCUCUGCAUGUCUACUCUAUGAGUUGUGGAUUGCUGACCGAGCUUCGCAACAUCCAAGCGUCACACCACGAGCUGCUGCCAAUGUCGCACAUGGGCUCUCGGAGCAAGAGAGGAAAUCUGUUGGUGGAUGGGAGAGUGAGGGAGAAGCAAGAGCACGCGUAUAUGCAAGGAAUUUCCUCUACGGUGUGGUUGGACUGGAUUGUCUCAUGCUUAUGACCACUGCGAUAUGGUUCCAUACAUGGCUUGAGAAGGUCAAUGGCAUGCUCGUCGCAGGCAUAGGAUUAUACAUUACCUACUUCCUAGGCGACUAUGUGCCGGCGUGGAGGGAGAUUGUUGGAGGGCUGUAG
This is a messenger RNA of Lithohypha guttulata, 1038 nucleotides long. RefSeq lists its product as uncharacterized. Gene Ontology annotation, cellular component: endoplasmic reticulum membrane. Bases 1 to 1038 code for a protein of 345 amino acids. The transcript has a single exon. The record is from RefSeq and is a predicted model, not a curated record. NCBI's taxonomy places the organism in Eukaryota, Fungi, Ascomycota, Eurotiomycetes, Chaetothyriales, Trichomeriaceae. Gene Ontology annotation, biological process: phospholipid biosynthetic process; lipid droplet organization; lipid storage. Gene Ontology annotation, molecular function: coenzyme A diphosphatase activity.